CCUUUUGCCUUAGGCCAUAUUCAGUUCGUGGCUGCAAGAAAGCGAGGCGAAGUUGAGGCCGGGGUUCUUUAGUUUAGGCAUCCAACAUUGGAAAGGGAUUUGUUUGGCUUGUCUGCCUUGGAGUAGCUGCCUUAAAGAGCGGUGGUGCUGCAUUACCCUGAUGCUGGUGCAGCUGGUGCUGGUGCUACUGCUGCUACUGCUGCAUGGUUUCGGAGAGAUAUUAUCUGGGUGUUGUUGGCAAGGUAUGGAUGAUGACAGCAUGAUAAUACCUCCAGUUGAACAGGCAUGGCAGAGUGUUCAAGUACCAUAUUGGCGGGAGAUGCCGCCAUGGAACCUGCCCGCUUAGCUAAGCGGUAUAGAAACGAUGAGAAAAAGAACAGAGUUUAUGGAGCUCGAUAAAAGUCGGCCAUGACAUGUUUCUUGCCCGCUCUCGUGAUCUCUAAUGUCGGAAAUGUUCCUUUCAGCAAAGCGAAUUGGCUUUAUAUAAUAUUAUAUUUGGCUCUGGGACAUCAAAGCCCGCUUGGCUAAGCGGUAUAGCGUGUCACUAGUACUUCUUUGACAUGACAAGGUGAUCAGUUCGACUCUGAUAGUGGGCAUUGUUUUUUACAUUUUUUUAGUUAUUUGCCGCGUUACUGGUACUUCUGACAUGACAAGGUGAUCAGUUCAACUGUAAUAGUAGGCAUCUCUUUUUACUGUUUCCGUGUCGCUAGUACAUCUUUAAUAUAACGAGGACUAGUUCAACUCUAA
Molecule: messenger RNA, 747 nt
Organism: Trichoderma atroviride IMI 206040
Lineage: Eukaryota; Fungi; Ascomycota; Sordariomycetes; Hypocreales; Hypocreaceae
Source: RefSeq, a predicted model, not a curated record